Messenger RNA from Phodopus roborovskii (desert hamster), 747 nucleotides. RefSeq names its product trypsin-4-like. Gene Ontology annotation, molecular function: serine-type endopeptidase activity. The record is from RefSeq and is a predicted model, not a curated record. Gene Ontology annotation, biological process: proteolysis. Lineage: Eukaryota; Metazoa; Chordata; Mammalia; Rodentia; Cricetidae.
AUGAAGGUCUUCACCGUUCUUGCUUUCCUGGGAGCUGCUGUGGCUUUCCCUGCUAAUGGUGAUGAUGAUGAUAAAAUCAUUGGAGGCUACAACUGUCCGAAGAAUUCCAUUCCUUACCAGGUGUCCUUGAAUGAUAACACUGGACAUCAGUGUGGUGGCUCUCUCAUCAGUGACCAGUGGGUAUUGUCUGCAGCUCACUGCUACAAAGGAAAACUUCAGGUUCGCCUGGGAGAACACAAUAUUAAGGUACUUGAGGGUGGUGAGCAAUUCAUUGAUGCAGGAAAGAUAAUUCGCCAUCCCAAGUACAAUGAAGACACUGCAGACAAUGACAUCAUGCUUAUUAAACUGAAAUCACCUGCCCUAAGCUAUCAAGUGUCCACAAUCUCUCUGCCAAGAUCCUGCCCAGCUUCUGGUACUCAGUGCCUUGUAUCUGGCUGGGGAAAUACUGUGAACCUUGGAGGCAAAUACCCAGCAAUCCUUCAGUGCCUCGAUGCUCCCGUCCUCUCUGACAGUUCUUGCAAAAGGUCCUACCCAGGCGUGAUCACCAGCAACAUGUUCUGCCUGGGCUUCCUGGAGGGUGGAAAGGACUCCUGUGAUGGUGACUCUGGUGGCCCUGUGGCCUGCAAUGGAGAGCUCCAGGGCAUUGUCUCCUGGGGUUAUGGUUGUGCGCUGAGAGGCAAGCCUGGGGUCUACACCAAGGUCUGUAACUACCUGGGCUGGAUUCGGGAGACCAUGGCUGCCAACUGA